Messenger RNA from Exaiptasia diaphana, 1495 nucleotides. RefSeq names its product carbonic anhydrase 2. Gene Ontology annotation, molecular function: carbonate dehydratase activity; zinc ion binding. Lineage: Eukaryota; Metazoa; Cnidaria; Anthozoa; Actiniaria; Aiptasiidae. Bases 16 to 1014 code for a protein of 332 amino acids. The transcript has 8 exons. Gene Ontology annotation, cellular component: cytoplasm. The record is from RefSeq and is a predicted model, not a curated record.
AAGGUCACCGGACUAAUGGAUGGUAAACCAUUAAACUACCAUCAGGUAGUUAAAACCUGCACGUUAAUAUAUAUUGAACACAGUGUCGAUCCAUCUAUCGCCAGCCAAGGAUACAUUGAUAUGUGGGUUUUGUACAUGAUGCUUUCGUAUUGGUUGGUCUAUUUUCUGUUCAACGACUAUGUACAUGCAUCGUCUGAUGGUCMUGAAUGGGGAUACGGUGAAACACAUGAUAAAGUGUAUGGGAUAAACGACUGGGGGAAAAUCUCCGAAACUUGCAGAGAUGGAAAGCGGCAAUCCCCUGUUAAUAUUAACACGUCUAAAGCAAAAGCUGGGGACAGUAGUAGCACCGAUAGACUUGUGAGUUACGACGAACGACAUGGCAAAGUGACUGGAGACCUUGUGAAUAAUGGUCACUCUCCCACUUUUAAAGUAACAAAUGGAAACGUUAUAUACACAAAUCCACGUAACAAAGCCAAAUACAAGCUGGCGCAGUUUCAUUUCCACUUUGGUUGUAAAGACAGUGUUGGCUCUGAACACACUGUUGAUGGGAAAUCUUACCCAGGCGAGUUGCAUCUAGUUUUCUUCAACACUAAUUUCACAGACUUCGACAAUGCUGUAACAAAACCCGAUGGCUUGACGGUGGUUGGCGUAUUCAUAAAAAAAUCURAAAAGGCUUCAUAUCAGAUAAGAGAACUUGCGCGAAAAAUUGAGAAAAUAUCAAACGAUGAUGAAGAUAAACCACUAAAASAUGUUGAAGUUAAGCUGAGAUGGCUUGUCCCAGGCCUUACUAAGUCAGGAUGUAUGGAACACUAUUCGUACAAUGGCUCACUAACAACGCCUGGCUGUCAUGAGACUGUCGAUUGGCGUGUUCUCAAGAAACCAAUCAAUGCAAACAACUUUGUGCUCAAUCAAUUCAGAAAACUCGAGUCGAAAAACUCAAAAAAUGGCAAAAUGUGCGACAACUUUCGUCCCAUUCAAGAACUGAAUGACCGAGAUAUCAAAAUGCAGAAGUGACUUGUAUUGGUGUAUAGGCAAUGUAGGGGAAAAUAUGUCAGAAUUACACAAAUAAACGCUUUCUAGUCAAGUAAUACCGUAUUGCGUAAUACUCCCUUUUAAUUCCCUGCAUUAGAGUUCUAUUGCUGCCUGACUUACCUACAUUAAAUAUAAGCACCCGUAGUUACUCUUGGCAUCCAGUUUUGGCAGAACUUCGAUCCACUUAGGGAACAGAGGACUCUUGCAGUGCCUCGCAUUCGCUGACAUGUGCUUUGCUUUUGAAUGAAGUUGAAAUAUCAUUGAAARUGAGGAUUCUUUCGUUGCACGAGAAUUUGGAGAAAUCGAUUUGCUGCACGAGAUACAGCAUGUUAAACAAAAACUUUAAAUGAAGUAAUCUUUAUGUGUGUGCAUAUGUUGCUAUAGAAAUCUUUGUCAGGAACAAUAAAUUCAUCAAAAUGAAUGAAUAAAUCAGUAAAAAAUCAAUAAAAAAAUCCACAAAUAC